Messenger RNA from Lobosporangium transversale, 1128 nucleotides. RefSeq lists its product as hypothetical. Gene Ontology annotation, cellular component: nucleus; protein phosphatase type 2A complex; cytoplasm. Gene Ontology annotation, biological process: mitotic spindle organization. Gene Ontology annotation, molecular function: peptidyl-prolyl cis-trans isomerase activity; protein tyrosine phosphatase activator activity. The record is from RefSeq and is a predicted model, not a curated record. The coding region runs from base 1 to 1128 and encodes 375 amino acids. NCBI's taxonomy places the organism in Eukaryota, Fungi, Mortierellomycota, Mortierellomycetes, Mortierellales, Mortierellaceae. The transcript is spliced from 5 exons.
AUGAAUGAGAACCAUGACGCUUUUGCAGUGCCACGGAAAGAGAUUUUGACUAAAGAUGAUCUCGAACUUUUCCAUGUGUCCGCCAGCUACGCUAGUCUGUUUGAAUUCUUGGAAGCCUUGAAUGAAAGCAUAAUAGGGGUUGUGAGCACUGCCGAAUGCUAUGAAAGCGAGGUGGUUAAAGGGAUGCUGGAAACACUGGAUUUGGUAAAUGAUGUUGCAGAAGAAUAUCCACCCGAGUCUGGACAUGAGAGUCGGUUUGGCAACCCUGCUUUCCGAAAGUUUUACGAUCAAGUUGGUUUGUCUGCGCCAGAAUGGAUGGAGAAACUGGUGCAGCCCACGGAGGCAGUACCUGAAGUGACCAAGUACUUUGUUGAGUGCUGGGGCAAUCGCAAGAGAAUUGACUAUGGAACAGGACAUGAAGCCAACUUUUUAGCAUGGCUCUAUUGUUUUCACAAAUUGGGUCUAAUCAAACAAGAGGACUACAAGGCAGUGGUAAUCAAAGUGUUUUUCAAGUAUAUUGAGGUUAUGAGGAAUCUACAGUUCACAUACUGGCUUGAGCCAGCGGGAUCCCACGGAGUGUGGGGUCUGGACGAUUACCACUUUCUGCCUUUUCUUUUUGGGGCAGCACAACUACGGGGCCACAAAUAUAUCAAACCAAAGUCAAUUCACGACGACGACAUUGUGUCCGAAUUUUCCAAAGACUACAUGUACCUUUCCUGCGUCAAAUUUAUCAACUCGGUCAAGUCUGCAUCGUUGAGGUGGCAUUCACCUAUGCUAGAUGACAUCAGUGCAGUCAAGACCUGGGAUAAAGUCAACUCGGGUAUGAUCAAGAUGUACAAAGCAGAGGUGUUUGGCAAGCUUCCGAUCAUGCAGCAUUUCAUGUUUGGGUCGUUGCUCCCAUUCAAAGGUACGAGUGACAGUCGGAUCUUGGAAGAGGACGAGGAAGAAGCUGGCGUGGAGGGUCAUACACAUGUGCAUGCGUUCGGCCAGGAGUUUCCAACUUGUUGUGGAAUGAAGAUUCCAAGCGCGAUUGCUGCAGCAGCGGCCGCGGGCAAUAGUGGUGCAUCGGGUGAUAGAACUAUUUCUGGACUCUCUUCAAGCGGAGCAAGGCGAUUACCUUUUGACUAG